AUGGGCGACUCCCGCGAUGGCACGGACAGCCUCCUCGCCGCCGGGUAUGCCUUGAUUGGGUUUGGCGGGAUGGGCAUCUUGUACGCGUUGCUGCAGCUCUCGACGCUCUUUCGUGAGCCCGCCCUGUACACGAGUGUGCUUGUGGCAGCGUACAGCUUCUCCGGGUACAUGUUUGUCCUGUUGGAGCUCGACAUAUCGAGGCUGACGUUCUUCCUCGCAUAUGUUCUUCAAGAGGGUCGUGAGAUAGGGUCUUGA
Aphanomyces invadans is the source of this 255-nucleotide messenger RNA. RefSeq lists its product as hypothetical. Bases 1 to 255 code for a protein of 84 amino acids. NCBI's taxonomy places the organism in Eukaryota, Oomycota, Saprolegniomycetes, Saprolegniales, Verrucalvaceae. The record is from RefSeq and is a predicted model, not a curated record. The transcript is spliced from 2 exons.